AGAACAGCUACGAGCCUUCAACAAUGUCUGUCCGCCCGUCCGUGAGCGUCUACUCCGCGUCGUCCGACUCCGUGGUCGGCACGUGCCCGCUGCCUGCGGUGUUCACUGCGCCGAUCCGCAGCGACAUCGUGCAGUUCGUGCACACGAACAUGGCGAAGAACUCCCGCCAGGCGUACGCGGUGAACCGGCUGUCCGGCAUGAACCACUCCGCGCACUCGUGGGGUACCGGCCGCGCCGUUGCGCGUAUCCCGCGCAUCAGCGGCGGUGGCACGAGCACGUCCGGUGCUGGUGCGUUCGGUAACAUGUGCCGUGGUGGCCGCAUGUUUGCGCCGACGAAGAUCUUCCGCCGCUGGCACCGCAAGAUCAACCUGCACCAGAAGCGCUUCGCCGUGGUGUCCGCGCUCGCCGCGUCGUCGGUGCCUGCGCUGGUGAUGUCGCGCGGUCACAAGAUCGAGAACAUCCCGGAGGUGCCGCUUGUGGUGGAGGACUCGAUCCAGGGCUACGAGAAGACGAAGGAGGCCGUUGCCUUUCUGAAGGCGAUCGCCGCCAUCGACGACGUGAACCGCGUGAACGACUCCCGCGAGAUCCGCGCUGGCCGCGGCAAGAUGCGCAACCGCCGCUACGUGGCCCGCCGCGGCCCGAUGCUGGUGAUGCCCGACAACAAGGGCACCCGUGCGUUCCGCAACAUCUUCGGCCUGGACCUGGCGAACGUGAGCGCGCUGAACCUGCUGCACCUCGCCCCCGGUGGCCACGUUGGCCGCUUCGUGAUCUGGACCAAGUCCGCGUUCGAGCAGCUGGACAAGAUCUUCGGCACGUUCACCGAGGCGUCCGCCGUGAAGAAGGGUUUCACGCUGCCCGCGCCGAUGAUCACGAACACGGACGUGACGCGGAUCAUGCAGUCGGAGGAGGUGCGCCGCGUGCUGAAGCCGAAGAAGCUGCAGCCGAAGAAGGCGAGCCGCUACCAGAAGCCGACGAACGGGAUCAAGAACCGCCGCCUGCGCCUGCGCCUGAACCCGUACGUGAAGCGCGAGACGGCUGCUGCGAAGGGCCUGCACGACAAGAAGAACCGCGAUGCCCGCCGCGCUGCGAAGGCGACGCGCAUUGCGAAGGCGAAGAAGGCCGCGACGAAGCCGGCGAAGAAGUGA
Leptomonas pyrrhocoris is the source of this 1145-nucleotide messenger RNA. RefSeq names its product putative ribosomal protein L1a. The record is from RefSeq and is a predicted model, not a curated record. Gene Ontology annotation, molecular function: structural constituent of ribosome; RNA binding. The transcript has a single exon. Lineage: Eukaryota; Euglenozoa; Kinetoplastea; Trypanosomatida; Trypanosomatidae. Gene Ontology annotation, cellular component: cytosolic large ribosomal subunit; ribosome. Gene Ontology annotation, biological process: translation. The coding region runs from base 24 to 1145 and encodes 373 amino acids.